GGUUGAUCCUGUUGUGAGACUUCGACAUUUUUUCUCUCUCUCGAAAUCCUUCUUCAAUCGUUGUCAUUUUGGCGUGGAUCGUUGUUGGGAAUGGAAUCGUUGAUCGAGCUAUGUGAUCUCGUAGCCGAGAACCCCACUCAGUUCGAAAAUAAAUUAGUUUGGAUAUGUAGCAGGUGCCCAUCUGCGAAGGCACUCCUCGUCGGAUCUCCCUGCGUUUCAAGGUCUCAGUUGAAUGCCGUUCUCGCUCUGACUCGAUUCCUCUCUAGAUGCUCCCAUUGCGAAGAUGAGAGGCCGAAAUCCCUAGCCGUUGCCUUUUAUCGCACCAUUCCUUCUUCUUUUACCUCGUCUUUUUGGCCACCGUCUUUCCGAAUCGAUGCAAUCUCCUCAUUCUACGAUGAUUUCUUAGGAUAUCUCUGCAAGGCAUCUGAAAGAUCUUCAGAGUUUGCUACAGAUGUUGGGGGGUUCACGGGGGAGAUAGUGACAUCAGCCGUAGCCAAUUUGAGCGAAGAUGCGAGGAUAUCAAAGGUUUUCUUGAACUCCUUGGCUCGCAACUUUCCUCCUAUAGUCCCCUCGGAUGCAAAUAAGUUAAUUUCCACUCUGAUUGAGAGAUUUGAGAUCCCUGUUUCAAUCUCUCCAAGAGAAGCGCAUUGUAGCAAUGGAAGCAGUGGUGUUUGGAAGAGCAAUGUGGAGUUGCUCACUGCAAAUAUGGGUUGCAAUGAUGAUGGAAGCAGAACUGGUGCCCCCAGGCAAGCUAUUGCUGCUUUUGAGGAGGAGCCUGUAGCGAGCCUCGAGAAACGAGAAGUGGCUUUCAAAUUGAUGGGACACAUAAUUGAUAAAGUACAAAUCGAUGCCACGCUGUUGGAACAAGUGAGAGGCAUUGUCAGGGAGCAACUGUAUUCAAUGGUGUCAUUUCUAAAGAUACGGAAAAGCGAUUGGUCAGAUCAAGGACAACAUCUGAAAGUUAGGAUCAAUACAAAGCUUUCAGUUUAUCAAGCAGCUUUAUGGUUACAAAUUAAAACCCUCCCAUCUCUUGAUUCAGAUGGAAAGUCAUCAAAGAGGUUUUUGCAUGGAGCACUUGCACUGUUGAUUGAAGCAGCUGAAGCAUGUCUGUUGUCAAUAUGGAGAAAGUUAAGAGCUUGUGAAGACCUGUUCAGCUCAUUGCUUUUUGGAAUCUCUCAAGCUGCUACUGCUCGCAGUGGUCAGCUACUCCGUGUUUUGUUAAUUCGAUUUAAACCUCUUGUGCUUGCUACAUGUGCUAGGGCCGACACUUGGACCAACAGCCACGAGCCCAUGUUUGAGAGUGUCGUGAAGACAAGUUGUGAGAUAAUUGAAUUUGGAUGGAAAAAUGAUCGGUCUCCUGUGGAAACUUUUAUAUUGGGCUUAGCAACAAGUAUUCGUGAAAGAAACGACUAUGAGGAAGGGCAAGAGAAGGAGAAACAGGCAUCAGCUCCUGCAGUUCAACUCAAUGUCAUACGGCUGCUAGCUGAGCUGAAUGUCUCAGUUAACAAGCCUGAAGUGGUAGACAUGAUUUUACCAUUGUUUGUUGAAAGUUUAGAAGAGGGUGAUGCUUCAAUGCCAGGAUUCCUAAGGCUCCGGCUUCUUGAUGCUGUUUCUCGCAUGGCAAGUUUGGGUUAUGAAAAAUCCUACCGAGAAGCUAUUGUUCUGAUGACACGGAGCUAUAUGAGUAAACUUGCUUCUAUCGACUCUGCUGAAUGUAAUGACCUACCUGAAGAGGCCACAAAAGAACGUGUUGAAACGCUUCCUGCAGGAUUUCUCCAGAUUGCUAGUGGGCUCACCAACUGCAAAUUGCGGUCAGAUUAUCGUCACCGCUUGCUCUCUUUGUGCUCAGAUGUGGGUUUGGCCGCAGAGUCAAAGAGUGGAAGGAGUGGAGCUGAUUUUCUCGGGCCUUUACUUCCUGCUGUAGCUGAGAUGUGUUCGGACUUUGAUCCCACUUCAGAGAUUGAACCCUCAUUGCUGAAGUUGUUUAGGAAUUUAUGGUUCUACAUUGCUCUCUUUGGAUUAUCUCCUCCACUAUCAAAAAAUCAAGGUCCAUUGAAAUCUGUGUCCACUGCUCAAAACUCUGUUGGAAAUACAGGAGCAACUGUACAAGAAGUGGCUGGGACAGAUGGGAAUGCUCAAUGGUCUUUUGCUGUUCAGCGCAUUUCCCACGGGACCCCACCUCUUGUUGUGAGCUCUGUGAAGUGGCUUGAAGAUGAGUUGGAGCUCAAUGCUCUUCAUAAUCCAAAUAGCCGAAGAGGAAGUGGAAAUGAGAAAGAUGCUCUGAAUCAGAGGACUGCUCUUUCUGCUGCAUUAGGUGGUCGUGUAGAGGUUUCAGCAUUGACCACCAUUUCAGGUGUGAAGACAACUUAUCUACUUGCAGUAGCAAUUUUAGAGAUAAUACGAUUUAGUAGCAAUGGAGGAAUUCUCAAUGUGGACCCUAGUUCAACUGCUUCUCGAAGUUCUUUUAGCUGUGUUUUUGAAUACUUGAAAAGUCCUAAUCUUAUGCCAGCCGUUUCCCAGUGCUUGACAGCAAUUGUGCACAGAGCUUUUGAAACUGCAUUAGGAUGGCUGGUGGACCGGACAUCUGGGGCUGGGUAUGAUUCUGAGACUCGAGAAUCUACUCUGUCUAUCCAUGCCUGUUUUCUCAUUAAAAAUUUAAGUCAGAGGGAUGAGCAUGUACGAGAUAUCUCACUAAAUUUGUUGAAUCAACUUAGGGACCGAUUUCCACAGAUUUUAUGGAACUCUUCUUGUCUGGAUUCACUGCUAACAUCUGUUCAGAAUGAUCCUUCUUCAGCUCUCGUUAAUGACCCUGCUUGGGUUGCAACUGUUCGCUCUUUAUGCCAAAAGACUGUUAGGGAAUGGAUAAUUGUUUCUCUAUCAUAUGCUCCAUGCACUAGUCAGGGCCUUCUUCAGGAGAGGCUAUGCACCACAAACACCUUGCAGAAAGCACAGCCUACUACAGAUGUUGUCUCACUAUUAUCCGAGAUCAAGAUAGGUACGGGUAAAAAUGAUUGUUGGUCUGGCACAAAAACUGCAAAUAUUCCUGCUGUGAUGGCUGCGGCAGCUGCAGCUUCUGGCGCCAAUUUGAAAUUGACUGAGGCAUUUAACUUGGAGGUUCUAAGUACUGGUAUAGUUAGUGCAACUGUAAAGUGUAACCAUGCUGGUGAAAUUGCCGGCAUGAGACGUUUAUAUGACACCAUUGGUGGGAUUGAUGCUAUGACCAUAGUUGGAAAUGGACAGAGCCUUGAUUUGCCAGCCUUGGGAUCUGGAGCCAUCUCUCAGAAUCCACAGUUCAAAAAUGGCUCUUUUUGUGAAGUUCUGCUUACAAGAUUUGUGCGUCUACUCCAGAAAUUUGUUAACACAGCAGAGAAAGGUGAUGUGGUAGACAAGUCAUCAUUCCGAGAAACAUGUUCUCAAGCGACAGCUUUGCUUCUUUCAGAUAUGGGAUCAGAUGCAAAAUCAAAUAUUGAUAGCUUUUCACAACUUUUACGUCUUCUUUGCUGGUGCCCAGCUUAUAUCUUAACACCUGAUGCCAUGGAGACUGGCAUAUUUACUUGGACGUGGCUGGUAUCUGCCGCUCCUCAGUUUGGUCCUCUUAUCCUUGCUGAAUUGGUUGAUGCAUGGUUGUGGACUGUUGAUACUAGACGAGGCCUAUUUGCAUCCAAAGCGCGAGCUUCUAGUCCUGCUGCUAAAUUAAAGCCUCAUCUGGCACAUGGCGAGCCAGAAUUGCUGCCUGAAAAGGACUAUGUUGAACAGAUAAUGGCCCACAGGCUAUGGCUUGGAUAUUUUAUGGACCGCUUUGAGGUGGUUCGCCAUGAUAGCGUUCAGCAACUUCUACUACUUGGUCGGUUGUUACAAGGAACCACAAAGCUACCCUGGAACUUUUCUCGUCAUCCAUCAGCAACUGGAACCUUUUUCACUCUCAUGCUUUUAGGACUAAAGUUUUGCUCUUCGAAAUCCCAGGGUAGUCUACAGAACUUCAAGACCGGACUUCAGCUACUUGAAGACAGGAUUUACAGGGCUGCGUUGGGUUGGUUUGCUCAUAAACCUGACUGGUACGACACGAGAAAUAGUAAUUUUGCAAUGAGUGAGGCUCAAUCUGUUUCUGUGUUCGUUCAUUAUCUUUUAGACGAGCCAUUGGAUAAUCAACUUCAUGCAAAGGGACAGGAAUCCGAAAAUGAAAGCUCUUUGAAUGACGUGAAAGAUACAUAUCACCCAGUUUGGGGAAAGAUUGAGAACUAUGCAACUGUAAGAGAUAAGCGGAAACAGUUGCUUUUUAUGCUAAGCCAGCAUGAGGCAGAUAGGCUUGAUGUUUGGGCACACCCCGUUGCCAAGGAAAGCACUGUGCGGCCUAAAAUUAGCUCAGAUAAAAUGGUGGAGUAUGCUAAAACUGCUUUCUCUGUUGAGCCUCAGAUAGCUUUUGCACUUGCUUCAAGGUUUCCUGCAAAUGAUGCUCUUAGAGGUGAGGUGACCCAAUUGGUUCAGUCGAACAUAUCGGAGAUUCGUAACAUACCUGCAGCUUUGCCAUACUUUGUGACUCCGAAAGCCGUUGAUGAAAAUUCUGCACUUUUGCAACAAUUGCCACACUGGGCUUCUUGUUCAAUCACAAUGGCUUUGGAAUUCCUUACACCCCCAUAUAAGGGUCAUCCCCGCGUGAUGGCUUACGUUCUAAGGGUAUUGGAAUCUUAUCCUCCUGACACAGUCACCUUCUUCAUGCCUCAACUGGUGCAGGCAUUAAGAUAUGAUGAAGAGAAACUAGUGCAAGGGUAUUUACUGAGAGCCACCCAACGGAGUGAUGUAUUUGCUCAUAUUCUGAUAUGGCAUUUACAGGGUGAGACCUGUGAAUUGGAGCCAGGAAAAGAGUUGGCCAAAGAUGCUUCUGCAAAGAACAAUGAAUUUCAGGCUUUAUUGCCCGUGGUUAGGCAGCAUAUAAUUGAUGGUUUCAAUUCCAAGGCUCUAGAUGUGUUUCAAAGAGAAUUUGAUUUCUUUGACAAGGUCACAUCCAUAUCUGGUGUACUUUUUCCAAUCCCAAAGGAGGAGCGACGAGAUGGAAUUCGGAGGGAGUUGGAGAAAAUUCAGGUAGAAGGAGAUGACCUUUAUCUCCCUACUGAUCCUUCUAAACUUGUCCGAGGUAUUCAAGUUGAUAGCGGAAUUCCCUUACAAUCAGCAGCCAAGGUUCCAAUCAUGAUAACUUUUAAUGUUGUGGAUAAAGAUGGGGAUCAAAAUGAUAUAAAGCCACAAGCAUGCAUAUUCAAGGUUGGAGAUGACUGUCGGCAAGAUGUUCUUGCUCUACAAGUCAUAUCACUUCUCAAGGAUAUCUUUGCAGCUGUUGGGCUGAAUCUUUAUUUAUAUCCAUAUGGAGUUCUCCCGACUGGUCCAGAGAGAGGAAUAAUUGAGGUUGUACCCAACUCUAGGAGCAGAAGUCAAAUGGGGGAGACGAAUGAUGGUGGUUUAUACGAAAUUUUCCAACAGGACUUUGGGCCAGUUGGUUCUCCAGGAUUUGAAGCUGCUCGCGAGAACUUCAUCAUCAGUAGUGCUGGAUAUGCAGUUGCUAGCCUGCUGCUUCAACCCAAGGACAGGCAUAAUGGGAACCUUCUCUUUGACAAUGUUGGGAGACUUGUUCAUAUUGAUUUUGGGUUUAUUCUGGAGACAUCUCCCGGUAACAACAUGAGAUUCGAGAGCGCUCACUUCAAGCUGAGCCACGAGAUGACUCAACUAGUGGACCCCUCUGGAGUGAUGAAGAGUGAUACCUGGUUCCAAUUCGUAAGCUUGUGUGUGAAGGGCUACCUGGCUGCUCGGGGCUACAUGGAUGGGAUCAUUAACACGGUGGUGAUGAUGCUAGACAGCGGGCUGCCCUGUUUCAGCCGCGGGGACCCGGUCGGGAACCUCCGCAAGAGGUUUCAUCCGGAAAUGAGUGAACGUGAGGCUGCCAACUUCAUGAUCCGUACUUGCAACGACGCGUACAACAAGUGGACUACUGCUGGGUACGAUCUGAUUCAGUACAUUCAGCAGGGCGUUGAAAAAUGAUCGAACCUCUCAUGUCUCUGAUCUGUCUUCUCCGUCUCCCCUAAUGCUCGGGGAGUAUAUAGUUUAGCAGUUAGCGUGGAAUUGAAGAUUGAUUGGCCUUGCCUGGCUGGCCAUGGAGGAAUAGUGAAAUAUACAUUGCAAAGUUAU
Messenger RNA from Cuscuta campestris, 6174 nucleotides. Lineage: Eukaryota; Viridiplantae; Streptophyta; Magnoliopsida; Solanales; Convolvulaceae. The record is from the annotation of a GenBank genome assembly.